Molecule: messenger RNA, 357 nt
Organism: Zygosaccharomyces rouxii
Lineage: Eukaryota; Fungi; Ascomycota; Saccharomycetes; Saccharomycetales; Saccharomycetaceae
Gene: DIF1
Product: Dif1p
Exons: 1
Coding region: 1-357 (118 amino acids)
Cellular component (GO): cytoplasm; nucleus
Molecular function (GO): ribonucleoside-diphosphate reductase inhibitor activity
Source: RefSeq, a predicted model, not a curated record
AUGCUUUCACAACCAAACAAAAAACCACUUCACAUACGUAUUCAACCACAAGAUGAAAAAUAUGACUGCCAGAUGAAGCUCGGUACCAUGGGUAUGAGAAUAAGGCAAAGUGUCGACCAGGGCUACAGACUGCCAAGUAAAUUUGUUCAAGACAAUUCUUCCGUUACGAUCCCAGACUACAAGCGUGUCCCAUUACCCAAAAAUCCACCAAUGUUGGUUAACCAGCGUACAGUCUCGUCAACAUCUUCUAUCGAAACCUGGGAAAAUGAUUUGGAUCAAAGAUUGACAACAAUUGACGAUAAGACUCUAACGGAUAAACUGGGAAUGAAACGUAAUUGGGAUCAGGUUGAAUUUUAA